ACAAGUUCGACAUUUUGAUCAAGCAAGCCUCGUUUCCUUUGUCUUUCCAAAUCGUACUGGUUAAUUUUCGCAUAGCAGAAGGAUGACUUCGCUCAUAUCACGCCUGCCGUCGAUAGCAUAUCCACCCGAACAGGACGGAUGGUUUUCGCCUGUUACUUCUACUCUCGACUGGUGUGAAGAGAAUUAUGUUGUUACCCAGUACGCUGCAGAGGUCAUCAACACGUUUACCAAUCUUUUGUUCAUGUACCUGGCUGCAAAGGGUAUCCGCAACUGCCUCAAGCAUGGACAUGACACAGUCUUUCUCGUGGCAUUCGUUGGAUACCUUCUCGUCGGUAGUGGAAGCUUCUUGUUUCAUGCGACUCUGAAAUAUCCCAUGCAGCUUGUCGAUGAGCUUUCAAUGAUCUACACUACUUGCCUCAUGAACUUUGCAACGUUCUCGUAUGGAAAGUCCAGACUGUACUCUACGGGGUUAGCUGUCGGUCUCAUCUCAUUAGCAGUAUUCAUCACACUCUACUAUCACUAUCUCCAAGAUCCGACAUUCCACCAGAACGCCUAUGCGAUUCUUACAGCAAUCGUGUUGUUCCGAGCAAUGUAUGUGAUGGAAGUCAACAUCCGUCCACGCUUCCGUUCAAAGGAAAGAAUAGCAGCGAACCCACGCCAGGCAAAAGGCGUGAAGGCUGUGCAAGACGGUGAAGACGUCCGGGAUCAGGAAAUUAUCAGUACGAUGUGGAAGAUGAUUGGGUUUGGUCUCAGCAUCUUUCUAGGGGGGUUCGGGGUCUGGCACCUCGACAAUGUCUACUGUUCGAAGUUGAUCCAGUGGAGAAGGGAGAUUGGCAUGCCCUGGGGGUUUGUGCUGGAAGGCCAUGGAUGGUGGCAUCUUAUGACGGGAACCGGGGCUUAUUUCUACAUUGUAUGGGGUGUUUGGCUCCGACAUUGCCUCAACUACAGACAAGAUGAAUACGAGCUCGAUUGGCCGAGCUACUGGACGAUGCCGCAGGUUAUCAGGCGACAGAGUGCAAAUGGGUCAAGGAAAAAGGAGCUGUGA
Messenger RNA from Pyrenophora tritici-repentis Pt-1C-BFP, 1045 nucleotides. RefSeq names its product Ceramidase domain containing protein. Gene Ontology annotation, biological process: ceramide catabolic process; ceramide biosynthetic process. Gene Ontology annotation, cellular component: endoplasmic reticulum membrane. The record is from RefSeq and is a predicted model, not a curated record. NCBI's taxonomy places the organism in Eukaryota, Fungi, Ascomycota, Dothideomycetes, Pleosporales, Pleosporaceae.